Molecule: messenger RNA, 3717 nt
Organism: Chroicocephalus ridibundus (black-headed gull)
Lineage: Eukaryota; Metazoa; Chordata; Aves; Charadriiformes; Laridae
Gene: RPP30
Product: ribonuclease P/MRP subunit p30
Exons: 11
Coding region: 369-1175 (268 amino acids)
Biological process (GO): translation; tRNA processing
Cellular component (GO): nucleolar ribonuclease P complex; ribosome
Molecular function (GO): RNA binding; structural constituent of ribosome
Source: RefSeq, a predicted model, not a curated record
CUCGGCCUGCUCGGCUGCGGCACAGGGCCAGGGCUGACCGCCCCCACAGCCGGGACUGAUCUCCCUCACAGCCGGGGCUGAAACCCUUCAGCGCCAGGGCUGAUCUCCCCCAGCGCCCCGCCUGAGAGCGGGGCGAUUCACCACACACGCUUUCCCCUGCCUCGUCGCAGCCCUUUGCGGACCGCAGCGUGCCCGCCAUUAUGUGAAACACCCUCCCCGUUCGCCGCUGCGGUUUGGUUCACCAGGCUGGCAGCCCUCCCGCCGGCCGGGGACGGGAGAAGGACUACAAGCCCCAGGCUGCCGCGGGCCGCGGGGGGCGGUGCCGGGUGUCGUGCCCGGCUGCGGCCUGCCCCUCCGCCGCGCACAGCAUGGCCGGCUUCGCCGACUUGAACCUCCCGCAGGGGCCGGACAAGAAGUCCCUGCAGAGCCUGCUGGAGGCCGCAGCGCACCUGGGAUAUUCUGCAGUUGCUCUUAAUCAUGUCAUCGAUUUUAAAGAAAAGAAACAGGAAAUCGUCAAGCCAGUAUCUCCUUCAGAGUUGUUUCCAUCUUUGCCUAUUGUACAAGGGACAUCUAAAAGAAUUAAAGUCUUAACCCGGCUAACACUUGUUGUUUCUGAUCCUUCCCACUGUAAUCUCUUGAGAUCAACAUCUGCAAAUAUAAGGUUAUAUGACAUCAUAGCAGUAUUUCCAAAGACUGAGAAGCUGUUCCACAUUGCUUGCACAACUCUAGAUGUGGAUCUGGUAUGCAUAAAUGUAACAGAAAAGCUGCCAUUCUACUUCCGAAGGCCCCCUGUGAAUAUGGCAAUAGAUCGAGGCAUUUACUUUGAACUUCUUUACACGCCUGCCAUCAAAGACUCCACAAUAAGAAGAUACACAAUUUCAAAUGCGAUCAGCCUGAUGCAGAUCUGCAAAGGAAAGAACAUUGUUAUAUCUAGUGCAGCUGAAAGGCCUCUAGAGCUACGAGGUCCUUACGACGUGGCUAAUCUAGGUUUGCUGUUCGGCCUGUCAGAAAGCGAAGCCAAGGCAGCCGUGUCUACCAACUGUAGAGCCACCAUGCUUCAUGGAGAAACUCGGAAGAGUGCCUGUGGGGUAGUGUACACAGUGAAGAAGCCUCGCAAGGCUGAGGAGGAAGAAACAACACUGCCAGCCUGCAAAAAAGUUAAGACUCAAGCUUGAGGACUGAACCAAUUGUCAACAGGAGCCUCCAUCCCAUCUCUACCCCAUGCUGAGUCUUUCCAAAUCCUCCAGUCAACCCAGUUCCUCCCGUACUACUCUAUUUAGCCUGGAGACGAAUUACUCUGAUGCUCAAGUGAGGAAAGCUGUGGGAACGAGUCUGCUGAAUAGUAGUUCAUGUGUGAAAGGUCAUGCUGGACUUCUGGUCAAGGUCAGAUGGCCAUCUCUCCACCCUGUCUUAGGUCUUCUGGAGUUAGUGCGAACUCAACACAACGUUUGUAACAUACGGAAACUUUCAGUUGUACAAGUGCAUUCCUUUUUUAUUAAAAAUGUUUCUAAGAAUGCAAAGUCUAGCUCUUACGGUUUCUCAAGUUUUAAACACAGCUCUGUACUAAACCUUACAGCCACAAGCCAGUAGAUGAAGCUUACCUUCAGUGGUCUGUGAAGAGUAAUGGUGCAGUAAAAAAAGAAAUUAUGCUUCCCAUUCUGUUUCGUGUUCAAUGGCCGUAAAGAAGAUCCCAGCAUCUGUCACCUGCUAGGAGAUAUCUUGGAUUUGUGUUACAGGAGGACUGACCGACCUCACCUGCUAGACAGACAUCCCAAAGGCCAUCCCUGUCCUGCAGCUCUUAAAACCAAACAGGAACAUGAGAUGGUUACCACAGAGGUGAAGGAAGAGCCCAAGGUUACAGUGAAUGUGUGCUCAGUGUGGUGUGUUGCAGUCGUGGCGUAACAGCUGUCUCACCUUGGCCUGAGCAGUCUCCACGUCACAUCAUUUUUACUGCAUCGUUUCACUCUUUAUGUCCUGAUCUGGCCGUGUUGCCUAUGAGUGUUCAUUUUGCUGCCUCCUGCCUUUCCGUUUUCCUUCCUGUUAAUGCCUCAGUAAACCUAAUCUGGUUGCCAAAAAAGCAAUCAUAACAGAUUUAUAAUCAGCAGAGCAUUUUCAGAGCUCUUCCAAAUGUUGACUGAAUUUUUUCUUUUGAUUAAACCAAUAUAAAAAUUAUGUAAGUUACUGUACUCAAGGUACUCUUGAGCCAGCUUCACUGUGAAUAUUCCAGUUCUCUAUUUGCAUUGACAACAAGUUGAGAAGUGGAAGUUAUAGCACCUAAAAUAUUGCAGAAAUCUUGCGGUCGGUCAUCUCUGAGCUCUUAGUAACUGGACUGAGCAGGAUGGAUGAAGUUCUCAGUAGACUAACAGUUCUAUAUAAUGCUGGUGUAAGUCACAACAGCUUUUGCUUCAUUCAACAAAUAAUGAAGUAUUUUUCCUUUAUGUCAUUAUUCUACUCGUUGACUUUAUGAUUUAAGUCUCUUUUAUUAUAGGUAUUGGGAUGUAAAAUAUAUAUAUAUGCACAGUAGUUUGUCAUUUAUGGACUUACCUCCAAAAUGGUGCUUUACCCAGAGAAGAAGUGCAAUUUUUUGAAUGACACGUUCUUUUUCGUUGGCCACAGAAUAACCUGCCUUGAGCAUGAGAGAAGUUGUUUGGUAACUAGCAUAUGGAAAGAGGUCUUUGAAUGCUAGAAAUCCUACUUGUUACUUGUUUGACAUGAUUUUUAAAGAUGUACAAUCUGCAUCUUUGUCCUUUAAGUAGAUAUGGAGCUUCAGGAACUGAUAAAAAAGUUUUUUUCUCCCUCAGCUUCCUGAAGCACGUUGUUUCUGGCCACUUUGGUGCCUGAACAAUUGAAGUGCUUCUCGGUUAGGAUGAUAAAUGAACUGAGUUAGCCAGCACUGAUGUCAUUUCUAUUUCCUGCAAGGCAUGCUCCCAGUGUCCGGGUAAUUGUGCAGAAACAAGUAGUGAAGUAGUGGCUUGCAGAGAAGGGCAGCGAGUGGAGUUGUGCCAUAAUUUUUAUGGAGAGGAGUGUGUUCACAAAUAAAGCCUACGGCUGGCAAGGUGACACUCGUGAGUUACGGUGCUUCUGUGAGAAAAGCCUCAUCUGUCUAAAGCUGUUGGCCUCAGUCUAGGGUAGUUGGCUGCAGACAGAAUAGGCGUUUCUUCUGCUUGCUUCUCUGUGGAGUUUCUGUAAAUUCACUUAGUUUCCAAAACUGGCACUCCGCUAACAACUAUUCAUGGCUGCCCACCCCUGACCCCACCUCAUUGCCCAGGACAUUGCUUUGGCCGGGCUGUAAAGCCUGCUGGCUAGAAGCCAGUUGCAAGGGGUUGGUUUGUGGGAGCCUGUGGCAUAUUUCGCUGGAAGACCAUGCCGUAGGGUGUUAAGAUUUUAACUGAAUGCAGCCUGUAAUGUCCCAAGGAAAUUAGACAUCGAUGCCUCCGCUGGCAGUACUGUUAAGAUUGUUCUGCUUCUGCUAAAGCCAAGGCAGAGGAACCUUUCCUAGCAGGACUCAGCAUCUCCCGUGGCUUGGAGAACUGACGCUGUCUCCUGUGCUCCCCACAGUUAAGUACUGACUUGCUGAGAAACAGAUAUUAAAUCAAUCUCAGCAAUAAAACUGUAGCUUUGAUUUACUAGCUACUCAAGUACUGUCUUUCUGCUUUUGUGUAUGUUUUUCCAUUUAACAAAAUUAGUAAGAUGGCAUUUAUCUAACAGUGGCAGGAA